Messenger RNA from Pieris macdunnoughi, 4944 nucleotides. Lineage: Eukaryota; Metazoa; Arthropoda; Insecta; Lepidoptera; Pieridae. The record is from the annotation of a GenBank genome assembly.
AUGGACCUUGUUUCAGCAUCAGAAAAGGGCCGCGGCACAUUAGACGUAUUACUGUGCACUACCUACUGUCGCUCACAAUUAUACCUGUCUCGCCAGCUCUCUCAACUCCACCCUGAACUCACCAUGCCUAUGUUUUCUGAAAUAACAGCGCGGUUCCAGACGGCUCGCACGGAGGUUCGGCAGUUGUUGCUACAGUAUUUACUGCCAUGGCUCGUUAAUAUUGAACUUUUGGACCCGAACGUACCGCCUCCGAAUCCUCUCUCAUAUAUUCAGUACUAUGGCGCAGAGGGUGGACGCAGUGGAAGGAGGGAAGGCCUGGGGUCCGUGGAAGCGACUGAAAUGGUUCUAAACAACCUAUUCUACAUUACUGUUAAGUUCUCGGAUCAACACCCGAAGGAGAUAGAGGAACUGUGGUCAACUCUAUGUGCUUGUUGGCCGAACAACCUGAAAGUCAUAAUUCGAUACCUCAUUAUCGUGUCUGGCAUGGCGCCCAACGAACUUCUGCCCUAUGCGAAACGUGUGGUCUUGUACCUGGCGCGGUCACGUCCCGAGCGCCUCUUGGAUGAAAUGAUGACUGAACUGCAGACAGUCGAGACCCUCAACUGUCUGAUAGAGAGAACAGAGACUCCCCCCUUCUACCGUCUCACCUCUAUGAGAAAGGCCACUUCGGGACACAGCGAUGGACCAGGUGCCGGAUCACAGGAUGCCACCGGGCGUACUUGCGACUUGGCACCAGUCGAAAAAGGCACGAUACACACCAAACGACACAGCGGAGAGGACCCUGCCAAGGCUGCAAGCGUGAAGUCAGAAACACCUGGUCGUAGUCAGGACAAACGUGCUUCGGCCCCGCCUUGUAUCACUCCACCGGCUGAUGAAGAUCCGUGUCCACCUUCUGAAGGAGAUGCAACUCCGACGGGAAUUUGCCCCGAGGGUAUAUGCGCCAGUUUGCCAUCGACCCCACAGGAUGCUCGCAUGGACGUAUCCCAACCUCGUCCGUUACCCAUGCCUGAAUACGGAGGUUUCUUCGCUCUACUCACCGAGUAUCUUCCAGAUACUAAUCAACCGGUGUCAGGCUUUCAUAGGUGCAACGUAGCCGUUAUGUUGCUCUGUGAUGUGGUACUGGACGGCGUCGAACUGGAUUGGUCAAUUCACGUACCUCUUAUGCUGCAUAUCGUCUUCUUGGGCAUGGAUCAUACCAGAUGGCUGGUGCACCAACAUUGCCGUCAGUUGCUGUUGAAUCUUUUGGUAGCUGUUGCUGCCCACCACGACCACUUAACGGUUGCACGGGUGUUGCUAGCAGCAAGAUCGGCACACCUUGGACUUCCUCUACCGCCGCCGGCAUUGCCACUUACCACACACAACUUUACUGAGCCUGACGCGAUGUUCGAUGGACACGCCCAAUGCACACAUUCACCGCGAACGAACGCACGCUGCCCCCCGUCAGACCCACAGGUCACACCCGAAGCUGAAGGCGAAAACUACCCAUCCCUCCCUGUGAUAGUGACGAACGAAACCGAGGCUCCUCCUCCAGGUGGAGGUGGAGAGGGAGAGGGGGAGGGGCAGGAGAUUACAGAAUUGCCUGUCGCUGACGUCAUCAAGAGCUUAGUGCAUUUCCUAGCGAGCAGACCAACACAUAUGCCGCUGUGGCAGUAUGAAGAUAUCACAGCGAAAGUUUGGUCUCUCCGCAGCUGCCAACAGAUGGCGACUUUACUGAAUCAUGUGUUACGAAUAUUCCGGGAAUCACUACCACACGCCCUGAUCUCCGAGCGUUGGGCGCAAACAGCAUUGCAGCUGGGCCUCUCGUGUCCGUCCCGACAUUACGCUGGAAGGUCGCUUCAGGUGUUCCGAUUCAUUGGUGUAGCAAUGACGGGUCGUAUGGUCUCAGACAUUUUAUCCCGAUUAGUGGAGACAGUGGCUGAACAGGGAGAAGACAUGCAGGGCUAUGUAACAGAACUUCUGCUCACCCUCGAGGCGGCUGUUGACUCCCUGGAAUCGAACUUCCGGCCCCUGGAUUACAUGCGAGACAUUUUUAAGAGCACACCAAAUUUAAACAACAAGGAGGUGCCGCAACCAAACGGAAAUAUGUAUAAUGCUGGCAAACGAUCUCCGGGCGUGUGCGUGGGCUGUGUGAAUAAUCACACACGCAGCACGAGUUACUCUGUGUCGUACUGCGUGCGUAAAGCGAACGCGGCUACGACACACUCGACACACUCGACACACUCGACACACUCUACUCACUCGCCAAACUCGCCGCAUUCCGACAAACAGUCGCAUGAGAGUCGAACGCGUCCGUGUAGUGAGGCCGUAAAGGGUGCAUGUUCGAAUCUUUGUCGCUCACGGUCGGCACAAUCGCUUAAACUUCUCGGUGACUCUGCUACACAGGAUGACAAGCUGACGAUCCUCGCAACGGUAUUCUGGGUGGGAGCGUCAGUUCUCGAGUCAGAUUACGAACACGAGUUUUUACUCGGCGUGCGACUUCUCGCUCGUGUCAUGGCGAGGUUACCCCUCGACCGGCCUGACGCCAGAGAUCGCCUCGACAGGACACAAGUCCAUGCUCCACAUUCGACUACUUCACUUCAUUCGUUGCUGCUGAAGGGGUGCACGCAUCCGAACACGUACGAGCCCGUAGUCGGCGUACUAGUGGACAUGAUUCCACUAUUGGAGUUACCAGUCAUUGAUCCCACCCAGUCUCUGGCAUUCCCUAUGACGGUGGUGGCAUUGCUGCCUUACAUGUUGUUGCAUUACGAGGACGCCAACGAACUCUGCGUAAGAGCCGCGUGCCACAUCGCACAGUUUACGGCAGAGAAAAGCAAGAAACUAGAGAAUCUCGGAACUGUGAUGACGUUGUAUUCGCGUCGGACCUUCAGCAAGGAAAGCUUCCAAUGGACCAAGUGCGUCGUGAAGUAUCUGUGGGAUACGUAUUCGCACAUGUCGCUGCAAAUGCUUGCCUUUCUCGUCGAGGUUCUUGAGAAGGGUGCCAUAAACCUCCAACUGCCAGUGCUGUCCAUCCUGCACUGUAUGCUUUACUACGUUGAGCUAAACACUGCGGCCGCGCAGCCUGUUAAUGCUGAUCUUCUCCGAGCCGUCGCCAAGUUUAUAGAUCAAGAAGGAAACAACUACAAGGAGGCGAUGAAGAUUCUCAAACUGGUGGUGACACGAUGCUCAACUCUCGUCGUCCCACCCCAUUGGGAACACGCACUUGACCCACUCAUUCAUAAAAAGGAACUACCCGGUCGUACGAUGGAUUUCACGUUCGAUUUGUCCCAAACACCAGUGAUCGGUCGUAAAUAUCUCCCCAAAGGGGGCAGUCAGCCCCCCACGGGGCCUAAUUCGCUUUCGAAUGCCUCAUCGAUCACACCUGAUAAAGGGUCGGGAUCGUCAACGGGUUCUGCUUCCACUGUGGUGGGGGUAGAAGGGAGUAACGCAGCGAGUGCCUUGCCACACUACGCCGCGUCACCGCGACGGUCGCUCUCUUUGUCGCCCGCAGACGCAAUGGCGAGUGGCUGGCGAAGACCUUGGAUGUCCCAGAGUCGUGUCCGUGAAUGUCUGGUGAACCUGCUGACGACGUGCGGUCAGCGUGUUGGCUUGCCGAAGAGUCCAUCAGUGAUCUUUAGUCAAAGCUCUGAGCUUCUGGAGCGAGAGUCAUCAAUGGCGUCUUCAUUGGAGGAAGUGUCUGGAACGCCUGGAAACGACCCCUCUGGUGGAGCACCACCAGACCAUUUCGGAGUAUUUAAGGACUUUGACUUCUUGGAGUAUGAGAGCGAGAGUAUCGAGGGUGAAAGCUCCGACAAUUUUAACUGGGGCGUACGUCGACGCCUCCCGAGUGAGGAGCGCGAAGAACGAGAUGAUGGGAUGAUGCGGGAACGACCCAUGCUCGCUCCGGACUUCCCCGAUAGGCAUCACCACACCGCGGUUGGACACGAAGAUUCGUCUGAUGAAGAAGGCGCUUGGGAGGAGAGCGGCGGCCGUGGAGAGGGCGACGGGGCUCAUGACUUAAUGCUUCGCCCGAGGGCGUUGUCGCUUUCCAGCGCUUCAAGCGGCGAGGCUCUUCAGGAUGGUGAGCGCGGCGACCUCACCCCAGUUGCUGGAGCUAUGCGUGACGCGUGGCGUUGUUCCAUAGCUGUCCUGCUGCGACACGCGAGUCAACUGCCACCCAUGACUCUGGUUCACAGGCUUCAUACAGUACUCAAGGAAGUGACAGCAAAAACUAUAUCGGUGUGCGGCGAAGGCGCGCUGGCCGGUUGUGUGGGAUUGACAGGAGGAGUAGGGCUGGGGGGUGGGGAGUUGAGUGCUGUUUUAGAGCGCUUGGGGACUGAGGAACCGCCCUUGGUCUGGUGCGCACCUCCCGUUGCCGAAUGCGCAAGAGUCAGGGACGCGGUGCGGUACGCUGCCUUGGAGAUUAAUGAGCAUUUGGAGACCUACUUCGAUAGACUUGAGACUUUGGAAGUGUCACGAAGCGCAGAAGAAACUGGUCGCUGUCUUUACAAGCUGAUAUUCCAGCUUCUGCUGCUACUCGAGACCAACAAUAAGAUGGUCGUAGCGGUGUACCACGCGGCCCUCGAUAACCGGGGCGUAGAGAUGAGUGCGGCAGUGAGCAGUGUUCGGGCAGCUCUGGUGUCGCACGUCGCUGACUCCUGGGAGAGUUCUCCUUCUCCUUCGCCCCAUGAUGAUGCCCGACUUUUGCAACUCAUACAGCGGCAAAGAUGGGGUGCAGCACUAUCCUUGGUGCGUGAACGGAACGCGGAGCGGAUCUUAGAGCUUGGUGAAUUGCCUGAAGAUGAAGUAACUAGCCUUUUGCAUGUCUACUGCAAGGGGCUUUGGCAGGCGCAUCCAGACAUGGUGGCGAUCACGCGCCCCGUCAAAGAACUAUCUCAAAACCUAUCCUUCAUGAUGGAGAGCCUCUACAAGGUGUCUGUAGCUCUCCAAAGGCAAGAGUUCGUGUGA